Molecule: messenger RNA, 981 nt
Organism: Papaver somniferum (opium poppy)
Lineage: Eukaryota; Viridiplantae; Streptophyta; Magnoliopsida; Ranunculales; Papaveraceae
Product: glutathione S-transferase DHAR2-like
Exons: 6
Coding region: 143-784 (213 amino acids)
Biological process (GO): protein glutathionylation; cellular oxidant detoxification; ascorbate glutathione cycle
Molecular function (GO): glutathione dehydrogenase (ascorbate) activity
Source: RefSeq, a predicted model, not a curated record
CGAAUUCCCAAAGCCUCUCUCUCUCUGUUUAUAAAAGCAAAACGUCCAAAACCCCAUUAGACUCCUCUCAUCCGAUCUACAGUCAGUCCAUAAAAAUACGCAUCUUCUCAUCUUUCUCUAGUAGAAUCUCACUCCCAUAACCAUGGCGUUGGAAAUUUGUGUGAAAGCAGCUGCUGGUGCUCCCGAUCUACUUGGUGAUUGUCCUUUCUGUCAAAGGGUUCUUCUUACUUUGGAAGAAAAGAAAGUUCCUUACCAGAUGCAUUUGAUUGACACUGCCAACAAACCCCAGUGGUUUUUGGAAGUUAAUCCAGAAGGGAAGGUACCAGUAGUCAAAUUUGAUGGUAAAUGGGUACCUGAUUCUGAUGUUAUCACUCAAACCCUUGAGACUAAAUACCCUGAACCAUCUCUGGUUACUCCUUCGGAAUACUCCUCAGUUGGGUCGAAGCUAUUUGGAUCUUUUGUUACCUUCUUGAAGAGUAAGGAUGCUAGUGACGGUUCAGAGCAGGCAUUGAUCACUGAAUUGUCUGCGUUGGAGGAGCACCUUAAAGCUCAUGGUCCUUAUGCUAAUGGAGAGAAAAUUUCUGCUGUUGAUUUGGGUUUGGCACCUAAAUUAUACCACCUUGAGGUUGCUCUUGGACAUUUCAAGAGCUGGAGUGUUCCGGAGAAUUUGACUCAUGUCAAAAACUACAUGAAGUUGCUUUUCUCUCGGGAGUCAUUUCUGAAGACCCAGCCGGCUGACAAGAAGUACCUCAUCGCAGGAUGGGCACCCAAGGUUAAUCCAUGAAAAAGAUUGUCAAGCCUGUAAGAGUAAUAUGAAUCUGAUAUUAUCUACUAUGUUAUCUGCCACUCUAGAAUCAGGAGAAUGAGUUAACUGGUCAUCAUCAUGUUUUAGUGAACUAUUUAUGUCCUGAAAAUGUAUUAGGGUGUUAUCUCAAACUCUGAAUAACUAGAAAAUAAAAUUAUCAUAUUUCUAUGGUGACA